AUGCUUGAAAACAACUGUAGGGCGAUCAAUUUACUUAUCAAAUCGCAGGCACAAACCCCACAACAGCGCAAACGCAACGAAAAGUUUAGCAAACUUCAGAAUGCCAAACGAGGGAAAGCAAACAUAGAGGUCAAGCCAAAGCAAGAAUUCAAGAGCCCACUCAGUCCUCUAUGGGCAGGUUUGUUAUCCUUUGUGGUGUUUGGUGGCUUGUUGUUUGAAUUAAUCAACCGUAUAUUUAUCCAUUAA
Molecule: messenger RNA, 246 nt
Organism: Blumeria graminis f. sp. triticale
Lineage: Eukaryota; Fungi; Ascomycota; Leotiomycetes; Helotiales; Erysiphaceae
Source: the annotation of a GenBank genome assembly